Molecule: messenger RNA, 945 nt
Organism: Ceratotherium simum simum (southern white rhinoceros)
Lineage: Eukaryota; Metazoa; Chordata; Mammalia; Perissodactyla; Rhinocerotidae
Source: RefSeq, a predicted model, not a curated record
GCCUCGGGAGAAGCCCAAAGAGCUCUCUGCUAAACACCAUUGUCAGCUAAAAGGAAAAGAAAUCCCUUUUAAGGAAACAAUUUAACUUCAAUAGGCUGCUCUUCUGCCAGGAUUUCCAAUUCCUCUGAACAUAAGGAGAACCACAGCCUGCUGCACGUAUGUCUGGGUCCUGGCUCCCCCCGCAGAGCUUCAGCACCAGUUGUGGGCCAAAAAUAAACACCAUUCCUCAACCAUAUAUGUCCACCAGCCCCGCGCCGGGGAGGAGGAGCAGGGCUAGGUCAGGUCCUGGGCUCCAGCACAUUCGGUGUGGCCGCGUGCACCAUGCACAUCACCCAGCUCAACCGGGAGUGCCUGCUUCACCUCUUCUCCUUCCUGGACAAGGACAGCAGGAGGAACCUGGCCAGGACCUGCCCCCAGCUCCAGGACGUGUUUGAGGACCCUGCACUCUGGCCCCUGCUGCACUUUCGUUCCCUCGCAGAACUCAAGAAGGACAAUUUCCUCUUGAGCCCGGCGCUCAGGAGCCUCUCCAUCUGCUGGCACUCCAGCCGCGUGCAGGUGUGCAGCAUUGAGGACUGGCUCAAGAGCGCCUUCCAGAGGAGCAUCUGCAGCCGGCACGAGAGCGUGGUCAAUGAGUUCCUCCUCCAGGUGUGCGACAGGUGCCCCAACCUGGCGUCCGUCACCCUGUCCGGCUGCGGCCACGUCACCGACGAUUGCCUGGCUCGCCUGCUGCGCUGCUGCCCGCGCCUGCGCGAGCUGCGCCUGGAGAACUGCGCGCGCGUCACCAACCGCACGCUGGCGGCCGUGGCGGCGCACGGGCGCGCGCUGCAGACGCUGCACGUGGACUUCUCCCUGCGCGCCGAGCACAGCGCAGCCAUGAUCCCCGACCAGCCUCCGCGCGGCCUGCCUGCGCCCGGCUCGGCCCUCCGCAAGCUGUUGCCGCGCUAG